Molecule: messenger RNA, 2695 nt
Organism: Ictalurus punctatus (channel catfish)
Lineage: Eukaryota; Metazoa; Chordata; Actinopteri; Siluriformes; Ictaluridae
Product: cysteine protease atg4da
Exons: 11
Coding region: 168-1535 (455 amino acids)
Molecular function (GO): protein-phosphatidylethanolamide deconjugating activity
Source: RefSeq, a predicted model, not a curated record
GCACGACACGUCCAGCGUUGCCAGGCGAAGAAUGGCGUCAAUAGGAAGUGAAACUUAAUGCACUGUUGUGCAGGAAUCCUCUCAGAUUGAAGAGUGAUGUUUUAUAGUACAGAUAAAUCCACGGGAUCUCAGGUUGCCAUGGUGAGCGGUUCCAGCAGAGCCACGUGAUGACCACUGUAUGUCCUGAUGAAGUAAACUCCACAGAAGACCUGGAGUCAUUUGAGUUCCUGUCGCACCCCGAACCUACAGAGAGCACACACUCCUCAGAGGCAGUGAAGGACAAAGCCAGGCUGAAGAGCAGACUCGUGUCGGCAUGGAACAGUGUGAAGUACCGGGGCUGGACUCUGAAAGCUAAAGCCCGUCUGAGUAAAAACUCUCCUGUGUGUAUGCUGGGUUACACCUACCACCUGAGCAAUGAAGGUGAGAAGCAGCAGUUCCAGUGUGUGUUCUCGUCUCUGUUCUGGAUGACGUACAGAAGAGGCUUCUCCUCACUGCAUGGUUCGUCUCUGACCUCAGACAGUGGGUGGGGCUGCACACUGCGCUCUGCCCAGAUGCUGCUCGCACAGGCACUGGUGCUACAUACACUGCCUCCAGGUUGGACGUGGCCUGGAGCUCGUCACCAGACCAGAGACGACCUGGAGCUCAGACACUCUCGGCCUCUUGUGCUGGGAUUGGGACGGAGCCAGAGGGUGGGGAAGAGGAGGCGGAGUGAGGGUGCCAUACUGGAUGAGGAUGAGGAUUGGCAGGAGAGUGGACACCGGCGUCUGGUGGCGUGGUUCGGGGACACGCCGUCCGCUCCGUUCAGCCUGCAUCAGCUGGUGGAGCUGGGGCGGUCGUCUGGGCAACGUGCAGGCGAUUGGUUCGGCCCGUCUUUUGCUGCACACAUGCUGAGGAAGGCAGUAGCAGCAUCUGAAGUGAGUGACCUGGCGGUGUAUGUCGCACAGGACUGCACCGUGUAUGUAGGAGAUGUGAUGAGACUGUAUGGAGAAAGUCGGUGUGAGCUCUCGUUGAGAUUUCACUCUGUUAUUAUCCUGGUGCCUGUGAGACUCGGCGGAGACACACUCAACCAUGUGUAUGUCCCGUAUGUGAAGAGACUGCUUCAGCUGAAGUGCUGUGUGGGAAUAAUCGGAGGAAAGCCGAAGCACUCGUUGUAUUUUGUCGGGUUUCAGGAUGAUCAUCUGCUGUAUCUGGAUCCUCAUUUCUGUCAGGCUGCUGUAGAUGUUAGUCAACCCAACUUCCCCUUAGAGUCGUUUCACUGUAAGACGGCGAGGAAGCUGCCCUUUCAUCGCAUGGACCCCAGCUGCACUCUGGGUUUCUACGCUAAGAGCAAGAGGGACUUUGAAACGCUUCGCUCUGACGUCACCAUGGCUCUGACCUCGUCUACGGACACAUAUCCCAUCUUCACCUUCAUGGAGGGCAGCGGGCAAGACCAGCACGAGCGGCUGGAGCUGACCUUGGACCCAGAGGUGCAAGUUGCACGCAAAGGGAGACAGAGGAGUAAGCGGAGCAGCACAGACGAGUUCGUGCUGCUGUGAACGCUCGUUCAGGCGCAGUAACGUCCGUUCAUGGAUAAAUUACUGAAAUCAGAAUAUAUAUUUAAACACGAUUAUGCUCAGGUUUGUACACAUCAGUCACUAGUCCAGGGCUUAUGAUCGUAAACCAGCAUUUUAGAUCAUAAAUGUGACAUGCAGUCUUCAACCAGCAACUAUAAGCUUCCAAUUAGAGACUGUAAUCUUCCAAUUAAAGACAAAGCUUAUAGCUAAUGACUGUGAGCUCAUAGCUAUCGGCUAUAAGCUUCCAGUACUUCUUAGCUAAAUUAGCCUCAUAGCAUUAGCGAACAUGAUUUGGCUGAUUGACUAAAUUCAAGGGAAGUGAAACAGAAUGUUCUUUAAUUUAACACACUACAAAAUACAACUGUAAAAAGCAAGCAUGUUGGUUUUUGCAACACUGAUUGAAAACUGUAAAUAACAAAAUCUCUCACACACACACAAUUUUACCCCAACAUUAGCGCAGCGUAUUAUAAGCUGUGUUCUCUCAUUAUCGCAGCAAAAUGCAUUAUGGGAAAUCAUUUUACAGGAUUCUUUGACUGUUGUGCACUUUAUUGUUGUUCUUUGAAUCAGGUGUGUGUUAACAGGCACCACGUUAAUGCCAGGUUCGCAGGAAUGUGGUCGGAACACUGUCACGAGAUCGCAAGUUGGGAGCCCAACGAUGCCACAUCCGUCCAUGGCUAUAUAUAUACAGAUAGAGAGUAUCAUGCUGCCUUGAGACACGGCAUGGGCAGCAUUUGGAAAAGAUGUGGUUCGCUGGCUUCACCUAGCCAUCACCUUCCCUGGUUGGUAGCUGAUGGGUCAAUUGAGGGGGAAAUGGGCAUGAAUAUGUGGGUGGUGAUUUUUUUUUUUUUUUUUUUUUUUUACAUUUAUUUUGGGUUUCAUGUCACUGUCUCCUUACCAUUCAUUUUGAUGUUUUUUUUUCUUUUAUUUCCAAGUCAAGAGUGUGUUUUAUGUCACUAUAUAGUUUUAUAUUUACCUAGAAAUAAUGAUGAAAGAAUUAUUUUUGAAAUAAUAACAAUCUGUAUGUGAAUAAUUUCUAUUUUAUUUUAAAAACUGGAUGGGCUAGACGUGUGGAAGUUGUGUUGCAUGUAUGUAACUGGUUUGGUAAUAAACAGAAGCGAAAGUCGUGUGUUGGAUUUGAGAAA